AUGAGGGCCUCUGGAAUGCCAGGGCCGGCCCUGCCUAAAAGAAUACUCGAGCUUCUGAACGUGGAGAAGCUCACCAGGGAAAAUGUCGCGAGUCAUCUGCAGAAGUACAGGCUAUACCUCAGACGGCUAAGUGCUGUGGCAUCACAGCAAGCUAGCAUUGCUGCUGCUUUUGGAGGCAGAGACCCCUUCCAGCACUUUGCCCCUUCUGCUGCACUUCCAUCUUUCAGUCCACAUGGAUUGUUGAGUGGUGCUGGUGCAGCAGCAUUUGGGCUUCAGGACUUUGUUCCUUCCAAGGCAAUUCAGUGUGCUAGCAGCAAUGGUGCAAUAAGUCAUUGCGCCGGCGAUACAAACAAAUUUAACAUUGUGAGCUUACAAGAUAACCAACAGGCAGAUCUAACGCAAGGUUUGACCGCGUCGUCACUUGGGCAGCCCCGGCUCCAGCAUAAGUGGAUCCAUCAAGAAACCAAUGACUUGUGUUCUGUCUUUUCCGGGGGUGCUCUGGCCAACACUAUGUCCGGCACAUUACAGAGAAUUACAAGCAGUUCAAUGCCACCAGAAGAUCUUUUGGAGUGCACUCCACAUAUCAAAGUAGGAGCCCAUCCAUCCAUAGGAAUAUCUCAGCAGGGUGAUCUUCCAAUUAGCGAUGGAUUUUGUGUUGACAAAUUACCGUUGCACAUCCCGUUCAAUGGUGCUGACACUGGCUUUGUGGCUGGAGAACAAGAGAUGGACAAAAGGGGGAUAUUUUCAGAAACAAUGACUGUUGGUGUUUGUCCUUCUGGGAGCCUUAUAGCAGCAGCCAACAAUACCAAAUGUGGAGCUAGUUCUUCUGGUAGCACAAUGCUGCUCCCUCCUCAUGAUAACGAGCGACAUUCAAAAUACGUGCAGUUUGGGGCUGCAAGCAAUUCUAGAUAUAGAAUGGAUGGAGUGAGAAAAGACCAAAGCCUGAACAAUGGAGGCUUUAGCUCUGAUGGUGGUGCCAUUGUGCCUGAACAGCCCGAUAUGGAUGAUUUGGGAAUUCCAAAGCUGCAGGGUCAGAGUGGGUUCAAUUCUAGCAGCUGCAACUUUGAUGGCCUUCUCAAUUCCAUAAUAGAAGUGACAUGGAGCAAGCGAUAUCCGACCUGCAAAGAGAGCCUGGCCUACGGGGGGAUGCCUCAGGAGGAUAGAUGA
This is a messenger RNA of Triticum aestivum (bread wheat), 1167 nucleotides long. RefSeq names its product two-component response regulator ORR22-like. Gene Ontology annotation, biological process: regulation of DNA-templated transcription. The transcript is spliced from 3 exons. The coding region runs from base 1 to 1167 and encodes 388 amino acids. Gene Ontology annotation, cellular component: nucleus. Gene Ontology annotation, molecular function: DNA-binding transcription factor activity; DNA binding. Lineage: Eukaryota; Viridiplantae; Streptophyta; Magnoliopsida; Poales; Poaceae. The record is from RefSeq and is a predicted model, not a curated record.